AUGUCGCCAAACGUCGGAGUGGCAGCCGAAGGCUUUCCCACCUUGUUCGCAAGGCAAAACGGCUGCGUUCAAUGCGACACAACAAGCUUGUCGUGUCCGUCAUGUGCAGAUAACGAGAGCUGCGCUUUUUCUACUCAAACAUGUAGCGAAUGUCCAAAAGCCUACUGUGCAGCAGACGAUUCAUCCGACUCAGACAGCAGCAGCGGCAGUGGCAGCGGCAGCAAGGCGACAGUCAGCAGCGGACCAAAUGUGGGCGCUAUUGCAGGAGGUGUCAUUGGUGGUUUGGCUGUCAUUGGCAUCAUUACCUAUCUUGUUUGGCGAUUUUGCAUAAAGGCAAAGAGGGACCAGUGGCAGAACGAACCAUGGGCACAGGAUGGCCCGAGAAGCAAGGAGGGCUCCGACAUGGACUAUGCAUCGAGGGCAUCUCAAGCGCGACAGUCGACACAUUCUGUGCACUCCAUGGCCUCGACGGUACUCACUCGCGCAUCCAACAUCAUCCAAAUUGCCUAUAUUCCUGGUGUCACAAACAGGGCGACGCCAACAUCACCGACACUGCUGGUGCCCCCCGUGCCUCCGAUUCCCAUGUCACGAUCAGAGGCCGGCACUCCUUCGCCAUAUGAGGAGCAGCACUUUUUUGUUCCAGGCAACUUGCGCGACUCGUCGUACUCGGGUAUCUCAGGCUACAGCGACCGAACCUCGUAUGCUCGUUCAUACGCCCCGCGGUCUAGUGUCGCCUCGACGAUAUACGGCAAGAAUGCUGUCGUUUCUCCCAUGCCAGCACAAAAGGGAACCCUUCUCAAGCCGUCCCUCGUCAGCGUCAAGUCAAAGGGUGCAAGCAGUGGAAGCUCGACUCCGCCCGUGCCUCAAGUCGAUUAUGACAAGUAUGAUCAACCACCAGCAUCGCCUGCGUUUAGCAUUGGUGCAACUUUCUUCAAGAACGCCAACACAACGACUGCAACGGCGAUGCGGCCACAAAUGGUUCAACUAGGUAGCAGUGGCAGUAACGGCGUCAAGACCAUUGAUGUAAAGAAGGCAUCUCCUUCUGUGUCUGUGAACGAGACGGACUCCGACUCCACCAUGGAGGACGCCGAUGCUCACAAGGAUUUGAAUGCACGAGGCGCAACUCCAUCAACCCCCAUUACCACGGCGCCACGAGAAGAACAGAGUCCUUUCUCUGACCCACCCCAAAACAAUCGAACCUCAAAGCACAAGAGCUCAAACAGCUUGAGCGCGAUCAUCACGGAAGCCACACAACGCGCAGCAAGCAGGACGAGCUCGGCAUCUUCAAAAGUCCGCGGCAGCAGCCCUUUCAGCGACGACCAUGCUCUUAGGGACUAG
This is a messenger RNA of Pestalotiopsis fici W106-1, 1338 nucleotides long. RefSeq lists its product as uncharacterized. The record is from RefSeq and is a predicted model, not a curated record. The transcript has 2 exons. The coding region runs from base 1 to 1338 and encodes 445 amino acids. Lineage: Eukaryota; Fungi; Ascomycota; Sordariomycetes; Amphisphaeriales; Sporocadaceae.